Molecule: messenger RNA, 2082 nt
Organism: Dichotomopilus funicola
Lineage: Eukaryota; Fungi; Ascomycota; Sordariomycetes; Sordariales; Chaetomiaceae
Exons: 10
Coding region: 1-2082 (693 amino acids)
Source: RefSeq, a predicted model, not a curated record
AUGUCCUCCCCCAUUUCGAUCGGCGAUGCCUACCUGAUGGCCAGGCUGGCCUUCAAGCUUGGUCGGGCUUUUACCAAGGGGCGCAAGUCAGCGCCAGACGAGUUUCGCGAGGUCGAAAACCAGCUCUACUCCUUGAGCGCCGCACUGUCUGCCUUAAGCGAGGAGCAGACAUCUGCAAGUGCUGCCCUAAAUAUAGACACAUCCAGACUCCCCUCCGUGACUCGGGGGCUGCAGGUCAACAACGGCGGGGAUGUGCUCAUGGUGAUGCUCAGCAGCUGCCAGGAGACCCUCAAGCACCUCGAACACCUCGUCGAGAAGUAUAGCUCCAUCCGAGAGCCACGAGACCCCGCCGCUUCAACAAGGCAGAGGUGGAGAAGGGAGCUCCGGGACAUCUGGAGGACGAUCGAGUGGACCACCGAAGGAGGUGACCUGGCGACGCUAAGAAGCCAGCUCACCGUCCACACCAAUAGCCUCAGUCUGAUUCUGGCCGUGGUUAACCAUACGAAGGCCGGCCGUAUCCAAGAAGACAUGACCCAAGCCUCAAAGAUGCUGCGUGAAAUACACACGUGGUUCGUCGAGAACCUUCGAGACCCCCCUAAUAGAGACCACGACGCUGCACCUCCGGAGCCACACGACCAGGACGAGGGGCCUAGAGACCACCAUGCUGCACCUCCAGGGCCACACGACCAAGACGAGGGGGCGACGCCAGUCAUCCAACUCCCAUUCACGGAGGUUCGCUUUAGGCUCGGGAUUCACGCUUCCACUGAGGCCCGAAACUUCGUCUGCCCACAAGCUUCUCUGCAUCCCGAAUGGACGCACAAGGCUUCUCGUGGUGUUGGUGGCCACUCCGGCCAGCCUUCCACCCCUAAACAGGUCUUCCGGUGUCGUUGCACAAACACGGAUCAACCAGGAAGCGAUCACCGCGACUUGGUAGGAGAGUUUGGCCUGUCACCCCUCAGCUUUGCUAUUCGCCUGGCGGGAAAAGAGAAAGCCUGGAUGCUGUACAAAGCUGUCGAUCGCUCCACCAACAAGUUGGUGUCGUUAUUGAUCUCGGGCGUUCCGGCAGCGCGAAUUGCCGAGUUUGAAGACAGAUUCGUAGACACGCUUAGGGCUCGCACUGCAAAGUCACUGCUCGACCAGAACCUAGGAACGAUGCUCGCUUACCAGACCCCGAGCACCCCUGGAGGGCCCUCCGAAACCCGCGUUCUUGACCUCAUGGCCGACCUCCAAGGGAUCGAAAACCUGGUUGAUUCCGUGACCUUGACCAUGAACAAACAGUCGUACACUCGGAACUCUGUCGAGACUAUCCAGCUGCUUCACUACGAGACGCUAAAGCAAGAUGAUUUAACCAGCCAAAUCGUCCAAGUUCCGGCAGACAACUCCCCAGAGGCUAGUGCCGAGCUAGUCGUCUUCUACGGAAGCGAUCCGGACGCCGCUGCCAUCUUCCCUUCUCAGGACGUCGAUGUUGAUCGCAUGAUCGUGAAAAUCGUUCCAACGACCACCAUACGCGCUGAUGACCGCAACUUCAAGGUGCUGCUGAAAGAUGUCGAGUGUGUCGGCCACACUGGCACUGAGGAGACAGUCGUUCUGGGCGGCGUGGACGUGGCAUUCCAGUUGGCAAGCCCGGAGAAUGCCCGGGAGUUUUCCAGCAAACUCGAAGCCAUGAGGAUGGAACUCAUUGUCAUGUCUCUGCGGGCGCCCCUUCCCAACGAGAAGCUUCUGCUCAGUUUGCAUGCCCGAGGAGCCCACACCGAAGACCUCAACAUGGCCGAAUCCGAAAUCAAGAUCUUCCAGUCCACGACCACCCAGAGACUCCGGCUGAUUGUGCAGAGCAAGGACGGCUGCACCCUGAUCAGCCAGCAGCUGGCGGAGAACUUCCUACCCGUAUCCAAUGACGGACAGCCGUGCCGGCCCAACUUUAGGUCACCCAGCUAUGUGGUCCAGGUCGUGGGGGCUGGCACGCGGGAAGUACACCACUACCCGGAUGGGUUUAGGAUUUUGCAGUUUGACGACGUUCAGAUGGACCGCCUCGUGGGAUUGGGCCUGGCGGCAGUGUCGGGCAGUUCGGCAUCGAUCGCGUGA